Pisolithus orientalis is the source of this 827-nucleotide messenger RNA. RefSeq lists its product as uncharacterized. The transcript is spliced from 2 exons. NCBI's taxonomy places the organism in Eukaryota, Fungi, Basidiomycota, Agaricomycetes, Boletales, Pisolithaceae. The record is from RefSeq and is a predicted model, not a curated record. The coding region runs from base 160 to 822 and encodes 220 amino acids.
ACCCCAAUCGCCGAACCCUACGAGUUUGCUCCAUCCUAGCCCGACAGGGAGACAUGAGCCAACAGUUCGAGACAUCCUCGUGGUUCGGUGUUAUUUUCUACUAUCACGGUCACAGUAAAAUAUCCUGCUUGUGCAGACAGCUGGUAUUCACCAGACCACAUGUAUAUGCGCACACUCCCCCUUGCAAUACCCGGAACUGAAGGUGAUUUCGUCUUUUCUCCUCAAGAACCCAAGGAAAUUCGCCUCGGCGCAGGCCUAGAAAGGAGUAGCCUCUCCUUAUACCACAGGUUACAUCCAUGCCGCCGGAUCGUGUUUGAACUGUGGAGUCACGACCAGGGCUGGUCCUCCAAUCCUUCUCGUCUUCACGGAACAUACAGGGAAACAUUCAGCUGGUGGGACGCCUCCGCCGAGGCCCCACAGCCGGUGAUCACUGGUAACGCGGAUACCUCCUGGCCAUCCUUACUCGUGUUCACAGACGCAAAGAGGUUGGAAGCGGCCCGGGACGUAGAGCCACCUGUGCAGUUCUACCAGAAUGAACAAACUCGUCCUUCCAUCCCAAACGAUAAAUUACUCCAGCGGAACUUGUAUGCGGUGUACAAGACAAGUCACCAUACAGUGAAAUGGAGUCACACCGACAAGGCUGUUUCUGCAGAGGACCAACACGCACUCGAGGAUCUCGGACGAGGUCGGUUAUCAGGUGAUGGGAGCUUCGUGCGUAACCUGAAAGUGGGAGAUUGCAUUGUACUGUGGGCAAGUGCGAGAUUCCCCGGAUGGCAAAUGUACGCGGAGAAAGCAAAGAUCAGCGUUUAUUGGGCAGUCUAACCGCC